Messenger RNA from Aureobasidium melanogenum CBS 110374, 1119 nucleotides. RefSeq lists its product as uncharacterized. The transcript has 2 exons. NCBI's taxonomy places the organism in Eukaryota, Fungi, Ascomycota, Dothideomycetes, Dothideales, Saccotheciaceae. The record is from RefSeq and is a predicted model, not a curated record. The annotation marks the transcript as partial. Gene Ontology annotation, biological process: regulation of DNA-templated transcription. Gene Ontology annotation, molecular function: DNA-binding transcription factor activity, RNA polymerase II-specific; zinc ion binding.
AGCGCAAAGCGCAAGCGAAGUCCUUCGUUGGCCCCAUACCAAGGAGCAAUUCCGCCGCAGAACAAGGCGCCAAAGACGAACAACGUGAGCAGUCAGCUGCAGAUCAACUACAUUGCCCGCCAAUGCAUCGACGACCUCCCCUUCAUUUCCAAGGAAGACACACUUCCUGGUAUGCUAGAGACUCUGUCAUCAUACACUCAAGUUCUGGAUCGUCAUGAGUCGCUGGCUAGCAACCUCGGCGCUCGUCCUCUCGGUCCAAUCCUGAUCAAGCGCUUCGAGCGUUGCUUCGAUGCGCCUCCGCGAGUCAUCGCUUCACAUUCUCAUGCUAGAGAGUCAGACCUGCCUCAGGUGACCUGGCUGGACGUCGUGCACUUUGCCCAAGCACAUCCCUCGCAAUUCACCCUGUCCACCUUCAGCGAAGGUCGUCGUGUGUGCCAGUUCUACUACCCCCAGAAGCAAGUGCGCGUGCAGAUUUCUGAAGAGGACUUUCUGUUCAUCAACAGUGGAAGAUGUCAAGACUUGAUUCCACCGCUCCCUAUCUGGGAGGACGAAGAGAAAGAGGUGGCUACAUGCGAGCUCGUCGAGAAAGCUUUGCGAGAUCUCACUGCAGCUGCCGACUCGGUCGCCGCUCGUACCCGCCAACUGGCCCAUCGCCUGAAGGGGAGAAGAAUGGCUAUUCUCGAACGCAGAUCUACCGAAGAGUCGCAUAACAAUCAAGUCCAGCAGCAAGCUGUUCCUCCUUCUUUCGUCUCGUCGAAUUCUACCUCAGUAUCUCCCGUUCCUACCAACGUCGCCGCCAUAGCAGCCGCCGCUGCUGCCCAAGCUUCGCACUAUGUCCGCGACGAGUCACCACAAUCGCAACCCCGCCACAACUUCUCAAAACCCCUGCCCCCAUCGCAAGAAGUGUCGCAACCUUAUCGUACAAUUUGUCAAGCUCACAUGGAAAGCCUGCCACGCGGUUCUCGUGUCAUGCCCCCAUGCGACCGCUGCAGACGUCUGAAGAUGGAUUGCCUGAAGAAUCUGUCCUCAUGUGGUGGAUGCACCAAGAAGCAUGCAAGAUGUCACUGGAAAGACGUAUCCCGUGAAGAAGUACAAGGACUAGAUGGCUUCGAAGAGGCA